Messenger RNA from Mesoplodon densirostris (Blainville's beaked whale), 1877 nucleotides. It is a transcript of the gene PEX2, whose product is annotated as peroxisomal biogenesis factor 2. Gene Ontology annotation, molecular function: zinc ion binding. The transcript has 3 exons. Lineage: Eukaryota; Metazoa; Chordata; Mammalia; Artiodactyla; Ziphiidae. The coding region runs from base 616 to 1533 and encodes 305 amino acids. The record is from RefSeq and is a predicted model, not a curated record. Gene Ontology annotation, cellular component: peroxisomal membrane. Gene Ontology annotation, biological process: protein import into peroxisome matrix.
UGCUGCCGCGCUAGCCGGAGGCUCCCUUCCCAGUGGAACUAUCCCGCGAUGGGCCCUCCACCCGGGGCAGGCGAAGAGCCCCCGAGACGCGGAGGCGCCCCGCCGCCACUCGGCGGCGCUUGUCCGGAGGCCAGCUGCCGGCGGCCGAGGGCAGGGAAAGCCUUGCCUUCGAGAGCCCCCUGCUUCCCAGCGACCCCUGACACCGAGGCCUCUCCCCGCGCGGCCCCCCCGCGUUCGCCACUCUCCUGCCAAUCAGAUACGGAUUUCCUCCACUGCCAGCCGACCAAUCAUCGCGCGCGGGUGUCCUCUUCGGCCCUUCGGCUCUUCGUCUCUUCGGCCCUUCGGCCUUCGACACAUGGACAUUCGCUGUUCCGCGGCGCGCUAAAGCUUGGUUCUCGUUGGUUUAGUUUCCCCUUUUUUUUCAGGCACUUCCGGGUUCUGCGUCACUACGUAAACCCGCGAGUUCCGGAAGUUUGGAGAGCCCAGGUUCUGCUAGGAAAAGCCAAGCUUCCCAGAGAAUGUUUCAGGAAGAGUUACUUGGAGCGGGGCGUUUCGCAGACUCCUAAGAGCUCUUCCUUCUUACCUGCCUGUCAAUAAGAGACCUUUAGAGAAGGCAUGGCUUCCAAAGAUGAGAAUAUGAAGCGGACAAACAGAGUGCUAAGAAUAAGCCAGUUGGAUGCACUUGAACUAAACAAGGCCCUGGAACAACUCGUUUGGUCCCAGUUUACCCAGUGCUUUCAUGGAUUUAAGCCAGGGCUGUUAGCCCGCUUUGAACCAGAGGUGAAAGCAUUUUUGUGGCUUUUCUUGUGGAGAUUCACCAUCUACUCUAAAAAUGCCACCGUGGGACAGUCAGUUUUGAAUAUUCAGUACAAGAACGAUUUUUCCCCAAACCUGAGAUACCAGCCACUGAGCAAAAAUCAAAAGCUCUGGUAUGCCGUCUGUACAAUCGGUGGGAAGUGGUUAGAAGAACGAUGCUACGAUUUGUUUCGAAACCGUCACGUAGCAUCCUUCAGGAAAGCCAAGCAGUGCGUGAAUCUCAUGGUUGGACUUUUGAAGCUGGGCAGGUUGAUUAAUUUCUUGAUUUUCCUUCAAAGGGGCAAGUUCGCAACUUUGACCGAGCGUCUGCUGGGCAUCCGUUCUGUAUUUUGCAGGCCCCAAAAUGUCCGAGAAGUAGGCUUUGAGUAUAUGAAUAGAGAACUCCUCUGGCACAGCUUUGCCGAGUUUCUGAUUUUCCUCUUACCACUUGUCAAUAUCCAGAAGUUGAAAGCCAAGCUCUCUUCAUGGUGUAUCCCUCUGACCAGAGCUCCAAGCAGUGACAACACACUGGCCACUAGCGGCAGACAGUGUUCUCUGUGUGGAGAGUGGCCCACCAUGCCUCACACCAUAGGCUGCGAGCAUGUUUUCUGUUACUACUGUGUGAAGAGUAGCUUCUUAUUUGAUGUGUCCUUUGCUUGUCCUAAGUGCGGCACAGAGGUCCACAACCUGCAACCACUGAAAUCAGGAAUCGAGAUGACAGAAGUGAAUGCCCUUUAGAAGCUAAAAUUGUUUCCUCUGAGGAGAACUGUAUUUUGUCUAAAUCCUUAGCAUGAAUCAUCCUAAGCAUACUAUUUAGGUAUGUCUUACGAGGACAUGUGCUUCUCAGCCACUGCCCUCUGUUCCUUUCCAGGCACGACGAAAUUCUGCGCAUAGUGGAAACCACAUGAUUCUAAACAUAUGAUAUAAAUAGUAACAUAUUAUUUUUUUAAUCAUUGCAUUUAAUUUUUAAUGUCAAGAAUAAUGGAUAGUUUUUAUCAAAUGACCACUAAGAAUGCUCCUUCAUUCUACUACUUCCUGGAAAGAGGUUAGACUCUAAAAAUAAAAGAUUGUGGUGACUCUGA